This is a messenger RNA of Lycium ferocissimum, 1069 nucleotides long. RefSeq names its product large ribosomal subunit protein uL1z. The record is from RefSeq and is a predicted model, not a curated record. Lineage: Eukaryota; Viridiplantae; Streptophyta; Magnoliopsida; Solanales; Solanaceae. Gene Ontology annotation, biological process: translation. Gene Ontology annotation, molecular function: RNA binding; structural constituent of ribosome. The transcript has 6 exons. The coding region runs from base 153 to 803 and encodes 216 amino acids. Gene Ontology annotation, cellular component: large ribosomal subunit.
CCAAGCCCAAUAUCCACAUUGUAGCCCUAUUUGUAUAAGUUAACUAAUCUGACCCAACUCUCCGUCACUCAUACGGCUGCUCACAAACCCUAAUUAGGGUUUUCUCAUACAGAAGUGAAUUUUUGAAGUUAACAAAGAGAAGUAUUUGAGCCAUGAGUAAGCUACAGAGCGAGGCCGUCAGAGAAGCCAUCUCUGCAAUUAAGAAUGAUUCAGCUGAGAAGAAGAGAAAGUUCUCUGAGACUAUUGAGCUCCAGAUUGGGCUUAAGAACUAUGAUCCCCAAAAGGACAAGCGUUUCAGUGGAUCCGUGAGGUUGCCUCACAUUCCACGACCUAAGAUGAAGAUUUGCAUGCUUGGAGAUGCUCAGCACGUCGAGGAGGCUGAAAAAAUCGGUUUGGAGUACAUGGAUGUUGAAAGCCUCAAGAAGCUUAACAAGAACAAGAAGUUAGUUAAGAAGCUUGCAAAGAAGUACCAUGCUUUCUUGGCUUCAGAAUCUGUCAUCAAGCAGAUUCCUCGUCUCUUGGGUCCUGGUCUGAACAAGGCAGGUAAGUUUCCCACUCUCGUUACCCACCAGGAGUCGCUUGAGUCUAAGGUGAACGAGACCAAGGCUACCAUCAAGUUUCAGUUGAAGAAGGUGCUUUGCAUGGGUGUUGCUGUUGGAAAUUGUGAUAUGGAGGAGAAACAAAUCUUCCAGAACGUGCAAAUGAGUGUUAACUUCUUAGUGUCGUUGCUAAAGAAGAACUGGCAGAACGUAAGAUGCUUGUACUUGAAGAGCACCAUGGGGAAGACUCAACGUGUCUUUUAAGAUCAUUUGUCUCUUUUUUGGAGCUUUUCGUGCAUUCUGCUUGUAAGAGCUACUGAUAAAAUUUUUGGAUAGUCAUCAUCCUUCAUUAUGUUUUGAAUGUUAUAUCAUUAUAGGGAUCAUUUUGCUGAGACAUUUUCUUUUUCAAGCGGUAUUAGCUCUGUUCUUUGUUCUCUUAUUUAUCGGUGACAAUUUCUUUUGCAUGAUAUUCUGUAUUCAGUAUUCAAUACUAUUCACUAUGUUUAGUAGUUGUAUUUCACUUGGUCAGA